Molecule: messenger RNA, 890 nt
Organism: Lotus japonicus
Lineage: Eukaryota; Viridiplantae; Streptophyta; Magnoliopsida; Fabales; Fabaceae
Product: peptidyl-prolyl cis-trans isomerase FKBP16-3, chloroplastic
Exons: 7
Coding region: 80-778 (232 amino acids)
Molecular function (GO): peptidyl-prolyl cis-trans isomerase activity
Source: RefSeq, a predicted model, not a curated record
CGUUUGUCAUUCUUUGUCAUUCAUCUAGAUUUGGUUUAUCCAUUUGCGGACAUAAUCGCAUGGUAUUGCAUCCUUGGAUAUGCCUGCCAUGGCUUCCUCUCUGCUUCUUCCACUCUUUUCUUGGGCAGGUUCUACUUGUGGUAAAACUCCAUCUUUUACACCUCCUCAAGCCUUUGCUGUUGACAAACUUCGAAGAUUACUUUUCAAAGUCAAGUCUUCAGAGACAAAGGAAUGCACUGCUAUGUUCAAUACCAAUUCACGUAGAGAGAUUCUUGGUUUGGCUUUAGGAGUCUCAGGUAUCUUCAUCCAUGCAUUGGAUGCUUAUGGAGCUGGUUUGCCCCCAGAGGAAAAACCAAAACUAUGUGAUGACAAUUGUGUGCGAGAGCUUGAAAAUGUGCCUAUGGUAACUACUGAAUCAGGGUUGCAAUACAAAGAUAUUAAAGUUGGGCAAGGCCCUAGUCCCCCAAUUGGAUAUCAGGUGGCUGCUAAUUAUGUUGCCAUGGUUCCAUCUGGACAAAUAUUUGAUAGUUCAUUGGAGAAAGGCCUGCCUUACCUUUUUCGUGUUGGUUCCGGCCAGGUGAUAAAAGGUCUUGAUGAAGGUCUUCUGAGCAUGAAGGUAGGAGGGAAGCGUCGACUGUACAUACCUGGAUCAUUGGCAUUCCCAAAAGGCCUUAUUUCAGCUCCUGGAAGGCCAAGGGUGGCUCCAAGUAGUCCAGUUAUAUUUGAUGUAAGUUUGGAAUAUAUACCUGGGCUUGAACUUGACCUGGAUGAGGAAUGAAAUUAGGUUGUCCAUUCCAUUGAUUGUAAGCAGUAAAUCCAAAACAAUUGUUAAUUAUUUUGAUAGGCUUGAAACUCAUAGCUAUGCAGAGUAACAUUGUUUGAGUGUAAAA